CUAUGAUAGUGAGACGCUUGUUCCCCUCGAGGUCCUACCAUACCAAAAAGGUCUAUUAGAUAGUUGUUGGACAAAAAACAGUUACUUUUACCCUUAAUAUGUUCACAAGCAAGGAAAUGACGAAUUAUUUUGGCUUAAAUCAGUCAUCGGUAGUUAGCGGUGAUCCAAAACCACAGGAUUUAUGCCCGACGAUGUCUUUCUUCCAUAAUAUAGGCCAAUUGUUAUGGCAUCAAAAGCCUAUACGUGACCAGCCUCAAGCAGAUGUCCGCUGGGCUCUGCGGUCACGCACUGACGCUUCUUUAUCAGGUACUUCAAAAAGACCAGCCCUCCACGGUGUAGACAGCGGGGAAGCAUCAACCGUCCUCACAACUCUGUCAGCUCUCAAGUUCCCUCAGCCCACUACCCACCACCUUCAUCCUUACUUUCUAAUCUUCCUUCAUGUCACUCAAGUAACAGUCCCACAUCUUUAAUUUCUUCUAGAUCUGCACCUUUUGACAAAGAUAUGAGUCUACAGAACUAAAUCCUUGGUCUUCUUCAGCCACGUUCCAAAUUACACAUUGAAACCUUCAAUGUCU
Molecule: messenger RNA, 575 nt
Organism: Heterobilharzia americana
Lineage: Eukaryota; Metazoa; Platyhelminthes; Trematoda; Strigeidida; Schistosomatidae
Source: the annotation of a GenBank genome assembly